CGGAAACGGAAACCCGGUGCAAUGCUAUCAACACAACUAUAUUUGCUACCGCCGAGAAAACUUGCAUCCUAAUGCCAUCAUUGCUCUAAGACUAAGGAUUUGCUUAAAUGUAAUUCAUUGUGACUACAGUAAUGAAUUUGCUGUGUGUUAGCUGCUAAGCUAACGUUAGCUUAACUUUGCUCCACCGUUAGCUUUGCUGUUGGUGCUGUUUUGUUGACGCCUAGCUGCACAGAGGGCUUCUCAGUUGAGUUAUCGUGAAAACUGUGUUUAAUCAAGCGGCAGCACUUGCUCCAUACUUGAGAUGAGUCGCUAUAGAAACCAAAACGAUUGCUAUCUAGCUUUAGCCAAACUGGCAACCAACUAAUAAAAAGAGAAUCUGAAGUUGUCAACCAGUGUAAGGUGUGAUCAUGGCUGACCCUGCGCGGAUCAAACCUGAGGCUUUAUCUGAGAGAAUAACUUCUUGUAAGGAGGAGCAUGAUAAAUCAGAUGAAACUGAGGAUGGACCUUCCACAUCGAAAGCUGCAGAUGAAAACAAAGACUCAUCUUCGCAAGAUCAGUCCAACCAGGAUGUUAAAUCUGAAAUGGCAGCUGGGGAAGAUGAGGAAGAAGGAACCUCUGGCGAACCUUCCUCCAAAAGACCGAAGGUGGAACCAGAGAAGAAAAAAAAGUGCCAAAAGGUUGAUGAGGAUGAAAUACAAAAGAUGCAAGUUUUAGUGUCAUCCUUUUCUGAAGAGCAGCUGAAUCGCUAUGAGAUGUACAGACGCUCUGCCUUCCCUAAGGCGGCUAUUAAGAGGCUGAUCCAGUCCAUAACAGGAUCAUCAGUGUCCCAGAAUGUGGUGAUUGCCAUGUCUGGUAUUUCCAAGGUUUUUGCUGGAGAAAUUGUUGAAGAAGCAUUGGACGUUUGUGAGAAGUGGGGAGAAACACCACCGCUUCAGCCCAAACACAUGAGAGAAGCCGUGAGGAGGCUAAAGACUCGAGAUCAGAUUCCCAACACCAAGUUCAAAAAAAUUACCUUCAACUGAAGCGUCUUUGCUUUCAAUGUAUGGGGAGCAUGCGUGCGAGUUAAAAAGGUUGUGCCAUAGCUUCUGAAAGACUUGUCAUAAAGCUGUAGGCAUACUGCAGCCAAAUAGACACUAAGCAUUUCUAGCUAUCCAGAGUUAAAACCAGUGACAGACAAUAGUGUUAAAGAACGGUCAAUACAAAUGACUUGUCACCUCUGAUUGUCAGGGUGAAUGCUUGACACAUCAUACAAAACAGUGCAACGAGUGUGACAUUAUAUUCAUGUUUAUGGUUGUUAAGUGUUUUUUAUACAGUUUGGUUUUUUGCCUCGUUAUUUUAAUAACUACGGAUCUUUGGAGAAAGGUUUUCUCGUGAGAAAGUUGUGUUUUGCCAACAGUGAAUUUCCUUAUAGUUUCACAAAUAAAUGUUUAGUUGAAACUUCAAAAAUGUGUAUUUUUCUUUUUAUAUCUAGAGGACACAUUUGGUAUUUAGCUUUUUUUAAUUGACAUUUGAAAAUAAAGGUUUUGUUAGUAGUUGACUUCCAUCAUUCAGUGAAUCUCAGAAUGUAUUUAGUUGGUCUCACAAUACUGAAAAAACAAUGCUUCCAGUUUUAUUUGGAAAUAUCUAAACUUCUUUUUAAGUUAUAGUCGAAACUAUAGAGAUAGUAAAAUCAUUGGAGUGAGAUUUUGAACGUACAAGUUGGUAAAUAUUUUAUGACGACGCAAAAGUGAAAACAGAUAUUCUUUACAUGGAAACAUGCGUGUUCUAAUAAAACUUAAAAGGCCCAAUUGAAAAGUGUUCAGAAAUUAAUCAUUUAUUCUUACACUUUCAAAAUAUUUUGCACAUACUAGCUUUGGUUCACAGAACCAAUCUUAUAUUAGUCUCAAUUAAGUGAUAAAGAAAAUACAAAAUUAAUGUAACUACACAACUGACAGAAAUACUGAUAUACAUCAAAACAAGUGCAAUUUCCAGUGAAUGUAUCACAAGUGCAAGUAACUCACAACGCAUAAACUAUGCAACAUCACCCCAGUACAUGCAUUUUCCCUCACUGGCAACAUUUUGCUUGGUUGAAGUGACUGCUUCACUUUUUGUCCUUCUCCUUUUUGCAUGGUUAUGAGCAGGUCAUAAGCGGAUGGAAUCAGAGCACCAGUUUGUCAGUAGAGGAGACUGGAUUAACCUUAAAGCUACACGUUACAUCCAGCCCGGGUUCAACUUCAUACCACUGUAUCUUUGUCUUCUAAGGCCAUGCAAAAACAAGAAAAAAAUCAAAAGUUGAGAAGAUCACAACUAAAGUUAUUCUGAGGAUAAACAGCAGUAUCUCUGCUUUCUAACACUGAUAGUUAAAAUGUGCUCAUGCAGUUUAAACCUGGCAGACAAUAAGUACAUCAUUUAUUUUCAAGUGAAGAAUGCCACAUAAAACAUGUGUAGUUUGUUUCUUGUCAUAUUUUUUUUUUGGUUGAACCAAAGCUGAAUUCCUAUUGCUUACAUAUUUUGCAUUCCUCUGUAAAAAUGCACAUCUGUCAUUCAUAGCUUGCAAGGCAACUCUGAUGUUUAAGAAAGGAAAGUGUUUUUAAUGGGGAAUGCUCAGGCCAGUUCAGCCACCAGGGGUCUCCCGAGCACACAGUGGGAAAUGAUGAAUGGUGAAAGAUGACUAACAGCUACGCAACCAUAAAAAAAAGAUAAUUAUAACUUCACAGGCAAAAUGCUAAACCACUGAUGUAACAAUAGAACACUUGAACAGAAACUGUAGCCGAGAGGUUUCUUUCAUGAAAGCAUUCGUACACUGAAUAUCGUACUGUGGAAGUCUUUUUGAUGAACACAUUCAUCAAGGUUUGAAUCCAUGCAUAUAACAGAUUUUAUGCAUAGAAAAGAAGUUAGAACAUUUGAUGACUGGCCUGAUACAAUCCUGCAGAUCAGGAUUAAAUUCCGAAAAAGAAUAUGUCCUGUAGUGAAUUUGGUCAUUCACAUAACGUAUACAUUAUUAGUACCAACAUUUUCUAUUCAAACUUAAAUUUUCUUAGAUUGAUAUGGCUUCAAUACACUGUAAAGUAACUCUGGUAUAACAAAAAAGCACUUGUUGAGAAAUCUCAAUAAAUAUAGACAUAUUAGUUCAUGACCACUACACUAUGACAAAUGUGCACAGAGGUGAAAACACUAGCAGUUGUUUCCUAGCAAGCUACAAAAUAAGUAGAUCAGUAUUAUAACUCUGGUAGUUGUAGUUAUAAUACAUAACCUAGUUAAACCAGAGUGUUGGAGUAAAAAGACUAACCCUGUUACAGUACUGGAGCUACUGUGCGCCCUGAGAGCUCAGAGGCUUCACAAUACAAAAGAAACUCAACUCAAAGAAAAAUAACACUGGGGAAUGGUUCAACCUGCUUAUUAAGGACAGUGAAACUUCAUAAGAGCGUUUACCAUGCCAUCUUGGUUAUAAAAAGCAACCGAGGUGGAAAGAGAUGCAUUUCUGAGUCAGUGAAAGCAGUUUAAACCUGCUUCCUUAAAAAAGAAAAAGUGCAUUGUUUUCCCUACCUAUCACAACACAUGUACAACAGCUGAUACUAUCGUCAUAAUAACAUAACAUCUAACAGAGGUAAUCUAAUUGACUAAGUCUAUUGAGUCUAUUGAGUCUAUGUGUAAAUGUGCUGUGUAAAUUAGCACGGUUCAAAAAGCAUGCUUGACAUUAAGCUGUGUUUUGUAAAUGGGAGCGACUCAUGGACUAGCAGCUGUCUGGCAGUGUCAGUGCAUGUGAAGAGGAGGAGGUUUUGGCAUGUGAUCAACUUAAUAUUU
Molecule: messenger RNA, 3783 nt
Organism: Notothenia coriiceps (black rockcod)
Lineage: Eukaryota; Metazoa; Chordata; Actinopteri; Perciformes; Nototheniidae
Gene: taf11
Product: TAF11 RNA polymerase II, TATA box binding protein (TBP)-associated factor
Exons: 7
Coding region: 408-1022 (204 amino acids)
Biological process (GO): transcription initiation at RNA polymerase II promoter; RNA polymerase II preinitiation complex assembly
Cellular component (GO): transcription factor TFIID complex; nucleus
Molecular function (GO): RNA polymerase II general transcription initiation factor activity; protein heterodimerization activity
Source: RefSeq, a predicted model, not a curated record